Molecule: messenger RNA, 2337 nt
Organism: Malassezia pachydermatis
Lineage: Eukaryota; Fungi; Basidiomycota; Malasseziomycetes; Malasseziales; Malasseziaceae
Product: vacuolar membrane protein
Exons: 3
Coding region: 1-2337 (778 amino acids)
Molecular function (GO): protein binding
Source: RefSeq, a predicted model, not a curated record
AUGCGCCCGCCCCAUCCGUCGGUCGAUGCGGACAAUGAACCGCUCUCUACGAUCAAUGUGUCGGCCAUUGUCGACGUCCGGCAGCCUAUGGGAAGUAUGAGUCUCAGUCCUACACACCAGGAAGUUGUCCUGGGCUCCAAGGCCGGUCUUUACGUGAUCCACUUGGACAAUUUAUACUCACCGCCUCGUUUCUUGGCGCAUACUACGGCAUGGGAAGUGGCUGACAUUCAAUGGAAUCCACACCUGGCACGUCGCGAGUGGAUUGCCAGUACGUCCAAUCACAAGCUGGUGAUCUGGAAUAUGCAUCGCUCCGAGGCCCCCACGGCGCCUAAACCCGAGCCAUCUAUCUCAGCAAGCAUUCAUGCAAGCCUGCAAAUGGACAUGGCGCGGUCCAUGUCGCCCUUCUCGCCGACAAACUCGGUGGGCCGCAACUCCUCGAUGCUGGCCUCGCAUAUGCUCGGAAGCGAUACGUCGGUGAUGCGAUUGACCAACAUGAGCCUGCCUUCCCAGCCUACGCAGUCGUCCAGUGCUGUAGAAUACUUCCUCGAUGCGCAUACGCGGGCGAUUACCGACUUGAAUUGGUCGCCGUUCCAUCCGUCCAUAUUGGCCAGCUGCAGCUUGGAUACGUGGACGCGUGUAUGGGAUCUGCGUAUGGGCCCGCAUCACUCGCAACGGCCAGCGCAGGCGUACAGUGCAUGGAAUGCAGGUAUGACGCAAGUCAAGUGGAAUCGGCUAACGGAGCAUCGAAUUGCUGCGACCUGUGAUAACAAAGUGCUGGUGUGGGACGACCGAUUCGGCGCUGUGCCCUUUGCCACGCUGGAGACGCACCACAGCAAAGUGUACGGCCUUGCAUGGCACUGGGAAACGGAGCAUGGCGGCGACGAAAUGCUCACAUGCUCGCUCGACGGCACCAUCAAGGCCUGGGAUCUGAGCUCAGAUACGUCACGCUCGGCCUUGGCCAACCAUGCGCGCAUUACGCAGCCCGAGUACACCAUUGAUACCCCGCAGCCAGUAUGGCGUGCACGGUACCUGCCGUUUGGGCAGGGCAUCAUGUCGGUCGCCCAGCGUGGCGACGCAGCGCCAUGCAUCUACAGGUCCGGCGAAAGCACGCCAUGGCACCGAUUUCAAGGGCACACGGAUGUCGUGAAAGAGUUCCUUUUCCGCUCGGAGGGCAACCCAGACGCGACCUUCGAUGAUCGCCGAUUCCAACUGCUUACAUGGAGUCAGGACCAAACGCUGCGUCUGUGGCCCCUCUCAGACGAGCUGCUACGCUCCGCUGGGUUUGUACGAGGCGCGCCUGCGCCUGCGCCGUCGAGUGGACCGACGUACGAAACACCAUUGCCGGUCAAUGCACUUCGAGCGGAGCCGUCGUACUCGACCUCGGCCAAGGCGCUGGGCCACUCGCCCAGCUCGAACAGCGUAGACGAGGCCAGUCUUCCUGGCUCGUUUGAGAAGCCUGGCUCGCUGCAUUCGCUGCCUUUGUCCUCGAGCGACGAAGCGAACGUCCAAGGCGCCAUGCCACGCUCGCUCCCUGCGCCUCGCGUUCUCAUGCCGCGCCCGUCACCACGCCGCCGCCGCGCUCCGCCCACCGAAGUAGGCGCGAAGCAUGGCCCACAAAUGCGAUAUACCCAGGACGACGCGACAACGGCGACCAUCGAUGCAGUCCAAUGGAUGGCACAGGUACGUGUAGGCCACACGGCGCCGGCCAGUGAUGGCGACGUCUCGAUGACCGACUCGGUGAAGAGCAUUGGACGACAUGUGGAUACCAGCGUACUGCCGCAAGAGAUGCUACAUGUCAGCUAUGCGUACCCGUACGUGCUCGAGUCGGUGGACAUUGCGCGGCGGCGAUGCACAGUCGCGGUAAGCGGGCCGUGGCAUGAUCAAGGUGCCGGCGCGUUGGCGUACCUACGCGUGAUGUUCACUUUCCCCACGGCCUAUCCACAUGAGCCGCCAGCGAUUGAAAUUGAACGCAAUGCGAGCAUUCCUUUCAAGACACGCGUGGAUUUGUACCGCUCCCUGGUAGACUUGAUUGAGGAGAAAGCUGCCCAUCAUGCUCUCUGCCUGGAGGCAUGUGUCGACUUUCUCUUGCAUGGCAGCCAAGUCCUGGAGGAACAGGCCUCGGAGCCUGCCACAGCACCUGAGCCGAUCCAGCCCAUCCAUGAUACGAUGUUUGCCAAGUCGUACCAUGCCGUUGCGGAUGCCGUAUUGCAACUUGCCCUGCGCUCCGAUAUGGCCAACACGGCGCUGGCGGACUCGGACGUCGUGCAGCUGCUCAGUACCAAUGUCCUGAACCGCGCUCACUAUGGCCACACUACGUCGUCCUUAGACCGCUCCUAG